Molecule: messenger RNA, 4088 nt
Organism: Cavia porcellus (domestic guinea pig)
Lineage: Eukaryota; Metazoa; Chordata; Mammalia; Rodentia; Caviidae
Gene: Arhgap45
Product: Rho GTPase activating protein 45
Exons: 23
Coding region: 166-3576 (1136 amino acids)
Biological process (GO): signal transduction; activation of GTPase activity
Cellular component (GO): membrane
Molecular function (GO): GTPase activator activity
Source: RefSeq, a predicted model, not a curated record
ACGUGGGCGUGACAGCUGGGAGGGGCGGCCCGCGGCAAUGUGGUCGGGAGGCGGCGGCCCGCGCCCCGAGCCCCGGCGCUGAGGACCCCGGCACCCCCCCGCCGGAGCCCGGCGCCCACCCCUGCCCAGCCCAGCGCAGCCCCCGGCCGCCGGGCCGGCCGCACCAUGUUUUCCAAGAAGAAACGGGAGCUCAUAAAAACCCCGUCCAUCUCCAAAAAGAACCGCGCGGGAAGCCCCAGCCCGCAGCCGUCGGGGGAGCUGUCCAGGAAAGAUGGGGCUGAUUCCGUGUUCCCUGGACUUAGCCUGGACGUCCCAGCGUCGUCCUCGGGUGUCAAGACCUCGGCCACCUUGAAGCGGCCCACCAGCCUCAGCCGCCAUGCCAGCGCUGCAGGCUUCCCGCUCUCGGGCUCGGGCUCCUGGACCCUAGGCCGGGGCUACCGAAGCCCCUUGAUGGCUGCCAGCCCUGCAGAACCCUCUGCUGAGGGUCUAGGCCCUGAGACCACUGAGGAUAUCUCCAGCCUGCUGGCUGAUGUGUCCCGCUUAGCAGAUGGUCUGGUAAAACUCAAGGAGUGUGUGUCAAACGAUGAGCUCCUGGAGGCCCGGAGGCCGAAGGCCCAUGAGCGCCUGGGGGAGGCCCUGCGUGUGCUACAUCAGGUCAUCUGCAAGUACCCAAUGCUGAACACCUUGGAGACACUGACUGCCGCGGGCAAGCUCAUCGCCAAGGUUAAAGCCUUCCAUUUUGAAUGUAACCUUGACUCAGACAAAAGGGAAUUUGAGAAAGCCCUGGAGACCAUGGCAGUGUCCUUCAGCAGUAGUGUGUCGGAGUUCUUUAUGGGUGAGGUGGAUAGCAGCACACUCCUGGCCGUGCCUCUUGGGGACCCCAGCCAGGCCAUGGAGAACCUUUACUCAGGCAGCGAGGGCUCCCCAGCCGGCGCCGAGGACUGCGAGGAAGGCUGCCUGCCCCCGGAGGAGGUGGACCUACUUCUGCAGCGCUGUGAGGGCGGCGUGGACGUGGCCCUGCAGUAUGCCAAGAACAUGGCCAAGUACAUGAAAGACCUCAUUGGCUACCUGGAGAAGCGGAUGGCGCUGGAGAUGGAGUUCGCUAAGGGUCUGCUGAAAAUCAUCCACGGCUGCCGACAGAGCGUGAUUCAAGAGCCCCACAUGCCCCUGAUGUCCAUCUACUCGCUGGCCCUGGAACAGGACAUGGAGUUCAGCCACAGUAUUGUGCAGGCAGCGACCACGCUGCAGGCGCAGACCUUCAUACAGCCCCUCACCCACCGGCGGCUGGAGCAUGAGAGGCGCAGGAAGGAAAUCAAGGAGUCCUGGCAACGUGCACAGCGGAAGCUGCAAGAAGCUGAAAACAACCUGAAAAAGGCCAAGGCGAGCUACGUGCAGCGCUCUGAGGACCAUGACAAGGCCCGGUUUCAAGUGGCCAAGGAAGAGCAGGGCGCCACCCCACCUGGGGUGGGCAGUGCAGCUUCCAAGACACUGGACAAGAGGCGACGGCUGGAGGAGGAAGCCAAGAACAAGGCGGAGGAAGCCUUGGCCACCUACCGCACGUGCGUGGCAGAUGCCAAGACUCAGAAGCAGGAGCUGGAGGACACGAAAGUGACCGCGCUGCGGCAGAUCCAGGAGAUCAUCCGCCAAAGCGACCAGACCAUCAAGUCGGCCACCAUCUCCUACUACCAGCUCAUGCACAUGCAGACAGCGCCGCUGCCCGUGCACUUCCAGAUGCUGUGCGAGAGCACGAAGCUCUACGACCCUGGCCGGCAGUACGCGUCGCAUGUGCGGCAGCUGCAGCGCGAGGAGGAGCCCGACGUGCGCUAUGACUUUGAGCCGCACGUGUCCACCAACUCUUGGUCCCCCGUCAUGCGUACCCGGAAAAGCAGUUUCAAUGUUGGCGACACUUUGGGGACUGAGACCACCACAACCAGCAGCAGCAGCCCCCCGGAGGAAGGCGGACCCAGUGAGGGUACAUCAGCCAAGGAGCACAGGGGAGGACGGGGACACCAGGUACACAAGUCGUGGCCAAGCGCCGUCUCGGACUCGGACAGCAGCGUGGACCCAGGCACGGGCUCAGGGGACUUUAAGAAGUUCCAGCGGAUGUCAUCCAGUGGCACUGCGUCGUCCAGUGAGGAGCUGGUGGACCAGGAGGGCGGAGCCGGGACGGAGGAGGUGGAGCAGGAUGACAUCAAUAGCAUGGCCCCCCAGCUGCCAGUGGCCGUGCCCAGCGGGCCCUUCCGCCAUGUCGGGCUGUCCAAGGCGGCCCGCACCCACCGGCUCCGAAAACUCCGCACGCCGGCCAAGUGCCGCGAGUGUAACAGCUACGUCUACUUCCACGGGGCUGAGUGUGAGGAGUGCUGCCUGGCGUGCCACAAGAAAUGCCUGGAGACCCUGGCCAUCCAGUGUGGCCACAAGAAGCUACAGGGCCGCCUUCAGCUCUUUGGACAGGACUUCGGGCGCGCGGCCUCGGGCACCCCGGACGGCAUCCCAUUCAUUGUGAAGAAGUGCGUGUGUGAGAUCGAGCACCGCGCUCUGCACACCAAGGGCAUCUACCGAGUCAAUGGGGUGAAGACCCGUGUGGAGAAGCUGUGCCAGGCCUUUGAGACUGCCAAAGAACUGGUGGAGCUGUCACAGGCCCCUCCCCAUGACAUCAGCAAUGUCCUCAAACUCUACCUGCGUCAGCUGCCGGAGCCUCUCAUCUCCUUCCGCCUCUACCACGAACUGGUGGGUCUGGCCAAGGACAACCUGAAGGCUGAGGCCGAGGCCAAGGCCGCAUCCCGCGGAGCCCGGCAGGAUAGGUCCCAGAGUGAGGCCGCAGCCGUGGCCAUGGCGGGCCGCCUGCGGGAGCUGCUGCAGGACCUGCCCUGGGAGAACCGGGCCACACUGCAGUACCUGCUGCGGCACCUGCGCAGGGUCGUGGAGGUAGAACAGGACAACAAGAUGACCCCGGGAAACCUAGGCAUUGUGUUCGGGCCCACACUGCUGCGGCCGCGGCCCACUGACGCCACUGUCUCCCUGUCCUCGCUGGUAGACUACCCCCACCAGGCCCGGGUUAUUGAGACCCUCAUCACCCAGUACAGCCUGGUCUUUGGGGACGAGCCAGAGGAGGGGCUGCGGACACAGGAGGAGCCGAGCAGCCAGUGCUCAGAGGUGGUGAUACCGGUGGUGACCUGUCUGGAGGCCAGUGAGGACACCACCUACGUCCUGCAGGACGACGGGGGCCGAGAAUCCCGAGUGGCAUCCAACGAUUCUGACUCAGAGCUGGAGGAGCCCUUGGACCCCCUGUCCCUGUCGGACUCGAGUGCCAUACACCGCUUCAGCUUCCUGGAGAAGCAGGAGGGCGAAGCCAGCGCCGAGGAGGCUCCCCGGAGCCGCAGUGGCAGCGGGGAGCAGCUGGGGGAGGAGGAUGAGGAGGGCCCGGCCCCGUCGAUGUCCACCUACAACACCAACCAGUCCAACAACACAGCGCUGGUCAGGCUGCCGCCCGUGAGACAGUCACAGCAGGUGGCUGUGGGGACAGGUGGCCGGAAUUCACCUGGGCCAGGUGGCAGCGUCGUACUGCUGCUCUCCUGAUCCCCCGGAGGGUCCUGGCUCUGUCCUGGGUCACCACCAAGGAUGCCCAGGCUUGGACAAUGCUCACAGCUCCAAGACCACACUGGCUGCCUCUCCAGGGACUGCAGGGCCUGGGGUCCACCCUGUGUCUGACUCUUGGGCAGGCCUGGCUCAGUCCAGCUGGGGUCCCCAUCUUUGGGGACAUCGCCUCCCACCUGUCAGGGCACCCCGGGCUUGGAGGACUAUACAGCCCUGUCCCUCACAAGCCUGUCCUACAGCCCUGGCAUCCCUGUGACUCGGGCCUACCUGGACCUCGCCCUGCUGCCAUCCAAGCUUAAACAGGCCCUGGGGAAUGCUGCUGCCAGCCCCGGCCACCCCAACCCUGGGGGAACUAUGGCUGCAGGAAGCUGUCACUUUUGUGUAAAGCUGGAGUUGGACAGCUGGGCUUAGGUACACAGUGGAGUCCCUCACAGGCCUUGGUGUCCUUGCAAACCCAAGCUUCUGUUUUGCUUAAAAUAAAACUUUUAAUCUAG